GAUGCGACAUUCAAUGGCGGCGGUUCCACUCGGAUGUUCGCGUCCUUUCAUCCUGGCAUCCCACACUGCGGUCCGCUUAACUAUGUUAUGUUCGGUCAUGCCACAUAAAUCAGUGUCAUAAAUCUGCGCGUCUUGUGUAUGAAAUUAUGUGCCAGUGCCGCUGUCCCGCAAGCAGCCACAAGAAGUUCUAGAUAUUUAUCUGCCGAGUGCCAAAUAAAAACUUGUCUAAAGACAAACAACUGAAGCAAGCAAAUUAGCCGUUUGGCGGGAAACGAAAUAAAGUGGCAUCCCAAUCCCAGCGGGUGAAAGUGAAGAAAGUCAAGUGAAAGUGGCGGCUGCCGUUCCUUAAAAGAAAAAAAACAAAAAAUCUUUCUUGUGCCAGCGUGCUUGGAAUGCUCAUCCGCGAGGCGUGAGCUACUGAAAGAUGGCCAUCCUGGAGUCUUGUUGCUUUUGGAAGGAUGUGCGGAGUGGCAGCUUUGCCUGCGCCAUCUACACAUUGGUUUACUUUGGCUUCUCGACGCUGAUGUUUUUGUUCUACCUAAUCGAGGAGCAGGACUUUCUGCUGGGAAACCGUGCUCAGCCGCUGGGUGAAAGUUUGCUGGAGAAGGGUGAUGUGACUGUAGUGACUGUGAUAUUCAACGUUUUGUUGCUCUUCUGCUCCAUACUGAUGGUGCUAUCGUCGGUUGUGCUCAUAUGGGGCCUCCAGCAGAACAAGAGACAUUUGCUGAUACCCUGGAUUAGUUUCAUGCUGGGCGAUCUGCUCAUCGAGGUCUGCCACCUGGUCCACUUGGCCCUCUCCCGCCGCGUCAAGUUCGAUCCGAUUGUGGGUUUCAUCUUCACCAUGGACUUCUUCCUACUGUGCCUCAAUCUCUACUGUCUGCUGUGCGUCAUCUCGCAGUACCAGACGUUCCGCUCCCAGCGGGCGGAGAUGCGACUGGCGGACUCGGCGGCUUCGCCUAUUGUGGUCUUCACAGCAGCGGAGAAGCUAACCAAAGCGCAGCAGCAACUGCAGCAAGCGCAGCAGCAACAGCAACAGCAGCAUGAUAAUGCGAUGCAGCAGCUGGAGACCGGAAGAGGCAAUGGGAAGCGGCGCCGUGUGCUCGGAGCUGCCAGUCCGUUAAUAACUUCGCAGCGACUAACCAAUUUCUCCACCAUCACCGAGGAGGAGGAGCAGCAGUCCCGAACAGACCACCUUGCGGAGCAGCCAACUGAAGAGGAACUCGGCCGCAUACCCAUUUUUACUCUGGCUUCCAGCCCAGCUCAUUGCAGUGAUGCAGCUCAUCACUAAGCCAAUGCUACGCGUUUGUUCUCGAAUACACAUUCCUGCAGAGAUAUAAGAUGUUUUUACAUAUUAAUUGAUCCGAAAGGGGUGAAUAAAGGAAAAUGAGAUUUUCA
Drosophila erecta is the source of this 1395-nucleotide messenger RNA. RefSeq lists its product as uncharacterized. Lineage: Eukaryota; Metazoa; Arthropoda; Insecta; Diptera; Drosophilidae. The coding region runs from base 425 to 1288 and encodes 287 amino acids. The record is from RefSeq and is a predicted model, not a curated record. The transcript is spliced from 7 exons.